UUGGGCUUUCACAAUGUAUAACACGGCCACCCAUUCCGUUCUACCACAGUCGCUUCCAGUCCUCCUCGCAUCUCUUUUGCUUCGUGCAAGUUCUUGCAUGCACUAUGGUAGUGGGCCACGUCCAGUUCUGAACCGCGGUUCGAAGUUCGAACCUGAGCGAAUUCUGAUCCAGAAUUCCAUCAUGGGGAACCGAACCGUUGGUCCGACGGUCCACGGUUCAAGGACUUGCGGUUCCGAACCUGUUCGAACUGAUCAGUGUUGUGCGCAUGCUGCAGGUGCAACGAGCUCAGAUACACUGAUCUGUUAUUGGCAGAAAGGACACACCAACCUGAACUCGUCCAAGUGGGCUUGGUGUCAUUUCGUUAGUCAAUGACACCAAGUCUAUUUGGACGAGUUCACCGUACGGGACGUACCGUACCUACCGAGACUGGCGCCAAUUUCCCGAAGCGCUGUCCAAAACAGCUUGGGCUCAUAUGUUCUUCUGCCUUGCUGCAGCGUGGAGGACUGCCCGCAUCUUCAUCAUAUUAGGCACGAUUUUCCGUGGACCGCCAAUGGCGACUUUAUCAAAUUCACGGAUUUGGGGAUAUCAGCAUUUCCGAGCAUGACAUGCUCGGCCCAGUUACUCCUCGUCAAGAUCAAUGACAUAGGCUCCGUUGGAAGUUUCGGCAUAGGUUUCUGUAAACUGCAGGUCUGGCAAUAUCAUAGCUUUGUCUGCCGUUGUCUACAGCGCGAUAGAUCGAAUGAUUUCACUUUCUUCUGAGUAGCACAGAAUCUUAUCACCUUCUGAAAAGACCGCUUACCUUGUCUGUUUCUGCCCCUCGCCACUCAGUGGCACUCAUCACUG
This is a messenger RNA of Suillus clintonianus, 844 nucleotides long. RefSeq lists its product as uncharacterized. The record is from RefSeq and is a predicted model, not a curated record. The transcript has a single exon. Bases 14 to 373 code for a protein of 119 amino acids. Lineage: Eukaryota; Fungi; Basidiomycota; Agaricomycetes; Boletales; Suillaceae.